AUGGAGGAUCAAGUUAACAACAGCGAUUCUCUUCUAUCCUUUUCUUUAGAAAAGGAAAUUUCAAAUUUGUAUAAAAAAGAUGAUUAUAUGAAACACUGUCUUGUUAGAAAUAAUAUAGAGCCAAUAGCAUUAGAUGAUGAAGUUCAUAUUUUAAAAAGGGAGGAACAAAAAACAUUUAAUUUAACAGAUAUUUUAAAAUCACUAGAAAAUAAAAAAGAAAAUGAUACGGAAAAAUCUGAUGUUAUUUUUCCAGAAUAUGUGGAACAUAGGCAAGUUGAAGAAGAUAUAAAGGAAGAAGUGGAUAGAAUAAAUAAUGGUGUAUAUUUACACGAAGUUAAUAUAAUAGAUAAUUCAUAUUAUGAUUCUUUCUCUGAUAACUUAUAUGAUACUUAUUCUAAUCCAAUAAACAUAAAAGGUGAUAUGUACAUAAAAAAUAUUGUACAUUUUGAAGAUCAAUCUCCAUAUAAUUCUUUGUAUGAUAUAUAUAAAGUAGAAUGGUUUUUAGGCUUAGAUAUAAAUGAUAAUCGGAUACAUGAAAUUGUACCUAUAAGUCAAGGAAUGUGUUUUCAAAUUCCUUUUGAAUCCUUAGGGAAAUAUAUUUUUUGUAAAGCAUAUAGACGUAUAUAUGUAAAUUCUUGUAUUCAAAAAAAAGAAAAACAUACAGUCAUAGAUCCUCACACUUUGAAUACUAAACCUGUUAAAUUUAAAGCAGAUCCAGAAUACGUAGAAAAAUAUGCAAUUACAAAUAAAGGUCCGGUUUUAAUUUCUAUAGAUAUUGCUUUUAAAAUUUUAACUUAUUUAUGUACUAAUCAUUAUUCUACACAAGUAAUUAUUGAAGAUCCUUUAGAAAAUUUGUAUAAGUUAUCUAAUUCUUCAUCUUCAGAUGAUGACUGCACAAUUACAACGGACUCCAACACUAUAAAUGAACAAAAUAAUUAUCAGCAGUUUGUCGCUACUUUAUCGGUGCAUUUUAAUGAACUGAAAUUUUCCCUUGUAACUGCUUAUGCUAACAACGAAAGAGGGGAAUCGGGUAGGCAUACGAAUAAUGUGCAGAGUAACGAAAUGGCAAACCAAAUGAUAAAUCAGAAAAAAGAAAAUGUUCAAACUAAAUUUUUCGAUUUGUUUAAUUUCGUUGGUAAUGACCCUGCUUUGACACUAUCAGACAGUGGAACUAUGUAUGGUCACUGUACAUACGAGUUAGAUGAAAAACGAGUAAAUCAAAAAGGUAAAAGUGGAACAAUAAAAGGGAAAAUAAAAUAUACAAAUGGACUGGAGCAGGACAAAAUAAAAUAUACAAAUGGACAAGAAGACGAGAAAAUAAAUUGUAAAAAGGGUAACACGAAAGAAUCUCGCACAGAUGAGUUCGUCUUCAAUUUACAUGAACUGGAGUUCCGACUUUCUAGUAAAGAGGACUGCAUAGUAAUAAGUAUUGCAAGUAAUUUACAAAAAUCAUUCAAAUUUGUAAAAUAUAAGAUGCUAACUAUCAAACCAGUAGACAAAAACAUUUCUGUAAGUGAUUUAUGGGUCAUAUUACUAGCUUUUAAAUCUGCACGUUCAUAUAAAAAAAUUUUUCAAAAAUAUUCAAAGAGAAUAUACACAAAUACGAACAUUUCGUUUGUUCAGCAUAUGAUAAAUAAUUACUUAAUUAAAUUAAAUGUAAAAAAUGUAAGUGGGACUUUGCCGUUUCACAAAAUAAACACAAUAUUCAACUAG
This is a messenger RNA of Plasmodium malariae, 1713 nucleotides long. RefSeq names its product conserved Plasmodium protein, unknown function. Lineage: Eukaryota; Apicomplexa; Aconoidasida; Haemosporida; Plasmodiidae. The coding region runs from base 1 to 1713 and encodes 570 amino acids. The transcript has a single exon. The record is from RefSeq and is a predicted model, not a curated record.